GAGAAAAAGCUGCGCAAGGAGCGAUGGCGGUGUCUCAACCGAGGGUGGAGAAAGACAGCGAGGAUUGCUCUCUUUUGCCUUUAGUUCACGAUGUUAUCAAAUGCAUGGACAAGGAUAAGGAUGGCCAGGAUGUUCAUCAAGAGCUGAUGAAGCUGAAAACAAAGAUUCAGAAAGCUAGGGAGCAAAUCUCCAACAUGCCCGGGAUAGACAGCAGUCCACAGGAGCAGCAGCAGCAGCUGGCCACUCUGAGAGAGCAGGUGCGCACCAAGAACCAACUGCUUCAGAAAUACAAAAGCCUAUGCAUGUUCGAUGUCCCCAAAGCAUCAUAACACUAGUUAGGUUGGACUGGACUUCACAAACUGGAGGGAAAAGUAAAUUGAAACUCAUGCUGGUCAAGGACAUGGCAUACACGGGAUUUUGUUUCCUACAAUGCACGAUAAUUUUGAGGAUCAUUAGUUAUUUUAUUAUUUUUGGAUGUGUUUGAUUCUGUAAAUUUUGUUUGGAUUUUCCAAUCUUGUUUUUUUUUGUAUUAAAACAAUUUUGAAAACCUUA
Xiphophorus maculatus (southern platyfish) is the source of this 552-nucleotide messenger RNA. RefSeq names its product mediator complex subunit 9 (gene med9). Bases 24 to 329 code for a protein of 101 amino acids. The transcript has 2 exons. Gene Ontology annotation, biological process: regulation of transcription by RNA polymerase II. Gene Ontology annotation, molecular function: transcription coregulator activity. Gene Ontology annotation, cellular component: mediator complex. The record is from RefSeq and is a predicted model, not a curated record. NCBI's taxonomy places the organism in Eukaryota, Metazoa, Chordata, Actinopteri, Cyprinodontiformes, Poeciliidae.